AUGGAGGAGAAGCAGCAGCAGCAGCAGCAGCAGCAGCAGCAGCAGCAGCAGCAGCAAGGACCCUUGCAGGCAUACCUAGAACAAGAAGAAGAAGCAGAAAUAAGCAGAGCGCAGCAUUUGCUUUUUUUGUCUGUGCGGGAUGUUAUCGCCUUAAACCACGGUUCCAUCGCCUCUGUUGAAUUUUGCGAUUCAUUUUUUCGUUUUUUUUCGCAGCAGCAAAAAGCUGCUCUUCUCCUGCAACUCACUCAGCAGCAGCAGCAGCAGCAGCAGCAGCAGCAUGGAGAUGCCCGUGCAGCAGCCGCCCCCCUGAAGCGUCAGCAGCAGCACAGUCUGCUGCUGCAGAUCCCGCAGCAGCAGCAACAGCAGCAGCAGCAGCAGAAGCAGCAGCAGCAGCAGCAGCAGCAGCAGAAGCAGCAGCAGCAAACGGAGUUCGCCCUUGGGUGCCUCCUCCUCCCCCGCUUCCAUUUGUUUAUAAAAAAAAGCGAAAAAAAAAGCAGCAGCAGCAGCAGCAGCAGCAGCAGCAACAGCAGCAGCAGCAGCAGGCUGAGGGACACAAGCUGCUGCUGCUAUGCAGGAGAAUAG
This is a messenger RNA of Eimeria mitis, 582 nucleotides long. RefSeq lists its product as uncharacterized. The transcript is spliced from 4 exons. Bases 1 to 582 code for a protein of 193 amino acids. Lineage: Eukaryota; Apicomplexa; Conoidasida; Eucoccidiorida; Eimeriidae. The record is from RefSeq and is a predicted model, not a curated record.